AUGGGCAAAACUUGGUUCUAUGGCGAUUCUAUUCCAUUGGGGACAAUAGAGUCGGCCAUGGCCGAUCAUCAGGUGAGGAGCUGCCUGGCUACAGACAAAGCCUUGCAAGAUUACGCGGUCAUUAUCCAGAGUCUGAAAGUCAACUACUCUGCCCGUAAUUCACCUGUCAUCGUUAUGGGUAUCGGAUAUGCCGGAGCUUUAGCGACGUGGUUCCGGUUGAGGUACCCGGAGAUUGCAAUUGGGGCCCUCGCCUCGUCAACACCGUUGUUGUACUACGGUAAUAGUACAACAUCUGAUGGGUAUUGCUCCAUCGUGAGCAAUGACUUUAAGGAUGUGAACCCGAAAUGCUAUGAGUCAAUACGCCGUUCAUGGAAAGAAAUCGAUGACAUUGCUAUUAAACCAAACGGGUUGGCCGAACUCACCAACAUUUUCAAUACUUGCAGGCCGUUACAGUCGUCUGAGGAGAUCAAACAUUGGCUGGCACAAAUGUACUCUGCAGCUGCACAGUAUGAUGAGCCUAACAAUCUCGGGGUGAAGACCAUCUGCGAUUAUGCAGUCAACAAGCCCAGUUCGAUUGACGGAGCAGCUACUGCCAUCCGUGGAAAACUAAUAAUGGAAAACUGUUUGCCAAAUCACAUAAUCGGAGUCAAGUCUCCAUUCAAGCCUUUUGCAAAUGACACAGUUGCUUGGGAAUGGCAGCGAUGCAAGCUCAUCUUCCCGGUGGGAUGUCUCGAGGAGACCAUGCUUCCCGCCAAACCUUUUAACUUCAUCGAAUUUAAAAAAUCAUGCCAGUCAAGGUUUGGAGUUUUACCAAACCCACAACCACCGAUUAGCUUCUUCGGUAGUAAGGUCGUGAGUAAAGCAGACGACCGACGUCAGAAGGCUGGCGACAAGGUUAUGAGGAAAACAGAAGGAUGA
Molecule: messenger RNA, 918 nt
Organism: Spinacia oleracea (spinach)
Lineage: Eukaryota; Viridiplantae; Streptophyta; Magnoliopsida; Caryophyllales; Amaranthaceae
Exons: 7
Coding region: 1-918 (305 amino acids)
Biological process (GO): proteolysis
Molecular function (GO): dipeptidyl-peptidase activity; serine-type exopeptidase activity
Source: RefSeq, a predicted model, not a curated record